Molecule: messenger RNA, 3952 nt
Organism: Pararge aegeria (speckled wood butterfly)
Lineage: Eukaryota; Metazoa; Arthropoda; Insecta; Lepidoptera; Nymphalidae
Product: ATP-binding cassette sub-family G member 1
Exons: 11
Coding region: 217-2247 (676 amino acids)
Cellular component (GO): plasma membrane
Molecular function (GO): ATP hydrolysis activity; ABC-type transporter activity; ATP binding
Source: RefSeq, a predicted model, not a curated record
CGACGUGACGUGCCCGCAUGCUGUCUAGUUAAGAGGGGUGGCAAAAAUAAGACUACAAAGUUGAAAAGAAAAACAGAAGAGAAACAGUGAGAAUAUCUAAGAGAGUCUGCACGAAGAAAGGCUGCGCGGAGAAUUCUUGCUAUAACAGCUGGACCCAAUGGGAGGGUGUGCCCAUAAUCACCAUGCUAGCGGCCAGCGGGUUGGUGAUCGCAGUACAUGGUAAAGAGGACUCUGCAGCCCGUUUUCCUUUACAUUAUCUCAAUUGCCUCGUACGAAAACUGCAGGAAGAGGAGGGAUGGACUACUGUAUUUUGACAUGCCGUCACCGUGUAGCUUACAUACAGUAAAAUUAAUCAGCCUUAUCAAAAUGGAUUUGGAGUUUCGUAACUUGACAUACACAGUGCAUAGCCGAAUAGCUAGAGGGCCCGGGAAACAAGUAAUCAAAGGCGUCAGCGGCAGGUUUAUGGCUGGGCAGCUAAUAGCAAUCAUGGGACCUUCGGGUGCCGGCAAAAGUUCUCUUCUAAACGUUAUAUCAGGAUACAAAUCCGGAGGUAUUACAGGCGAGCUUCUCGUGGACGGACAGACUCGCGAUGAGCAGCAGUUCAAAAGAUCAUCGUGUUACAUCACACAAGAAGAUCUCCUACAACCUUUACUCACGGUGCGCGAAGCUAUGGACGUGGCGGCAAAAUUCAAGCUGCCAAAGGGUGCGAAGAUUCCCUCGGAGGAAAUACUACAGGAACUCGGCUUGUUAGAGCAUCAAAACACCAAGACUGAUCUACUUUCAGGAGGACAGAAGAAGAGGUUAGCAAUAGCGCUAGAGUUAGUGAACAAUCCACCAGUAUUCUUCCUCGACGAGCCGACGAGCGGUUUAGACAAUGUCACAACGGUGCAGUGUAUCAAACUACUCAAGCAGUUGGCGAGGCAGGGGAGGACAGUGGUUUGCACCAUUCACCAGCCACCAGCAUCGCUCUUCGAGCUUUUUGAUCAGGCAUACAUAUUAGCAGACGGGCGUUGUAUCUACCAGGGCGACACAGAUGCGAUGGUACCACAUCUGCAGAGCGUCGGCCUGGCGUGUCCUAGGCACCACAACCCCGCCGAUUUCAUCAUAGAAGUAACGGAAAACUCUCAAAAUAUAACAAUGCUGUGCGACGAAAUAUUGAAUGGAAAAAUGUAUAAAUCUGCAAAAUUUGAUACCGUACCGAGCGAGCCGAUAAAUAACAUGCACCUUAAAGUUUGCUAUCAAAUAGAAGAUGAAUCAGGGGAGACAGAAAUAGUAUUAUCGAAUGAAAAAUGCACAUAUCAAGUGAAACAGUAUAAUGAAGUCAGCAAUUCCACAACUUCAUUGGACCAGAUGUCAAGAGAUGACUCCUCGUUAGCUUGGAUGAAGAUACAGAAGUCAACGUGUAGAUACCCGACGACGAAUUUCCAACAGUUCUCCAUAUUGCUUGUCAGAAUGUUGGUACAAAUCUCAAGAAAUCAUCAAGCGUUAUGGAUCCAGACUGUACACCACGUGAUGUGCGGCGUGCUAGUCGGUUUAUGCUUCUUCGGAACUGCGAACGACGGCUCGCAGAUGUUUAACCAUCUCAAGAUGUGCGUCGGACUUGUCAUUUUCUUCGCCUAUACGCAGAUUAUGGUUCCGGUAUUAGUUUAUCCCCAAGAAGUAAAGCUGGUGAAAAAGGAAACCUUCAACGGCUGGUACAGCUUGACGCCGUACUACGCCGCGUUGACUGUGUCCAAGCUUCCGGUGCAGCUGACUCUGAACAUGGUGUUCUGCGUGAUCGUGUUCUUCAUGGUCGGAGUGCCUUUCACUGUUGCCAGGUUCAUCGUGUUCUGCUUGAUCGGAAACAUUGUGUCUCUGGUGUCCGAGGGCAUCGGUAUGGCGAUCGGAUCUGUGUUUAGCGUCAGGAAUGGAUGCGCAAUCGGGCCAGCAGCGAUCGCCCCAUUCCUCGGCCUAGCCAUCUACGGUUUCGACUUCGCCCACAGGAUUCCCCUUAUCAUGAAUAUCAUAAUGAAGACAUCCUUCAUCAGGUGUGGAGUGGUAGCCAUGAUUCUCACGGUCUUCGGCUUCGGCAGGAAAAACCUCGACUGCAAAGAUACGUACUGCCAUUUCGCUAAACCAGACGUUUUACUAAGGUACCUCGAUAUUGAAAACAGCUCGGUAUGGUUCGAAAUCCUCAUUAUGGUCAGUAUAAUGGUCACUGCCAGAUUUCUGUGUUACAUGGGUUUAAGAUGGCGAUUCACGACGUGAUUCAGUAAAAAAAAAAAAAAUUGUGUGUUUUUAUCAACAGGUACUGAUAUGUUUGCCUUGGACCAUAGAUAAAAUAGUUUUUUCUGAGAAAAGUGUUACGUCGAAAAUCAGUUUCGAACUAGAUUAAAAUACUUGGACUUUUGUGAAGUCAGAUUUAUUUUAAUUUAUUAAUAGUCUUACUCUGUAGGUAUUCAGCUGUAUUUUUUAAUUUAUUAUUCAAUGAGUCGCCUUUAGAGAGUAAAGAAUGUUUUUUAAGCAAACGUUUUGGACUAGACACUUUUUUCACAGCAAACUCAAAUGAAUGUAAAGGAAGAUUGUUAUUUCUGUUUUUUUUUUAAAUAAAACCUGUUUCUGUUAUUAUUCGUAUUAAUAUUAAAUUUUUAAUAUUGGAUGGAACUACAUGAUAAAAAUAGCUAUUUAUACCAAAGACGCGAUUUAACUUGUGCACAGGUUUUUGCUAGAUAAAGGCUUGCAAAUACCUAAUCUUCAUUAUUUCUAAUUUAAAAACAAUUAAAUUAAAAAAAAGCAAUGACAAAGUUGUGGUUAGAAGAACACUCGAAUCCGGAUACUAAAGUAAAGUAGGUAGACCGAAAUGUUCGAUAGAUGGCACUUGGUAAGUCUUUACAGUAACGCCAUCUAACAUAAAACAGUGGAACCCCUACGUACCAUCGACAAUAAUUUAAACACGUCAGCAAUCUUCCUUUAUUUUUAUCUAUGCUGCCACUGGUGCCAGUACAAAUAAAUAUAUUUAGUGAUAAACUAUAAAUAUAUUAAAAUACAAGUUUUUUUUUGUUAUAAUCGGUUUGAGAUAUUUGGUAACAGGAUGCAAUUCGCACUUAUCUCUAGCCAAAGACACCUCAUGUAUUUUAUAAGACUACAAAAGACUCAAUCAUAAUAUUUUAAUAACGUCUACAUUUGAGUACUAUUUUAAAUUUUGAAUUAAUUUAGUUUUAAAGAGACCUCUGGGUUUUCACGACAUUAAAUUCUGUGGAUUUUAUUUAUAAAAAAAAUUGUUUUACUUAAUUGAAUUUAAACAGAAAAGUGUGUAAAUUAAAUUAACAAGAUAAACGUUUGAUUUUUUUUUUAACAAAUUUAGUCACUUUGUAACUUGGCCAUGAGAGUAUUUUAUGUCCAAGGCUAUAGUGCUAGAAAAAAGAAAAAUGCCUGUCUUAUUUUUCGAUGUGAUAUAAUUAUACAAAUUAAAUAUUAGGUAUUAUUUAUUGGUGUCGCAGAUUUUAUUAUCCAUUUCAGUAUAAUACGUACUUAGAUAUAGGUAUGUGCAUCAUUAUUAAUAUUAUUAUUUUGUAGAAGUUAAAGGAAUUUACGUUAAGUUAUUAAUUUAAUAGAUUUAAGCACCCAAUUUAAUUGUUUACAUAAUUCUAAAUAGAGAAUUUAAUUGUCAUUAUUUUUUAAAUUUUGCGUUUUUAUGAAUUCUUAAUAACGUGCAAAUAAGAGCUAGGAAAUGUAGAUCGCGCCACGCGUAAGUCCGAUUGGUUAAAUAUAUAUAUAGUUUGACAUAUAGGAGUACGCUUUGCACUUCAUGCCGUAUGAGUCUAUAAUAAAUCACCUAUUAAUGUUCACAUAAACGCAAAAUUUACGAUUUAUUAAGAUUACAAACAUGGUAUCUUAAGCAUUGUACAUAAAACUGAUUUAAAAGAAAAACUAUAAAUUUUGUACGUUUACAAUUAAAGAAAACUUAAAUGAA